This is a messenger RNA of Oncorhynchus masou masou (cherry salmon), 852 nucleotides long. RefSeq names its product proline-rich protein 2-like. The record is from RefSeq and is a predicted model, not a curated record. Bases 1 to 852 code for a protein of 283 amino acids. The transcript is spliced from 6 exons. NCBI's taxonomy places the organism in Eukaryota, Metazoa, Chordata, Actinopteri, Salmoniformes, Salmonidae.
AUGGGACCCUACACACCAGGGUCCAUGCUGAUCCCCACCCCAGGGUCCAUGGUACCCCCCCACCCAGGGUCCAUGGUGACCUCCCACCCCAGGAGUCCAUGGGUCCAUGGUAACCCCCCACCCCAGGGUCCCCCCACCCCAGGGUCCAUGGUGACCCCCCACCCCAGGGUCCAUGCUGACCCCACCCCCCAUGGUGACCCCCACCCCAGGGUCCAUGGUGAUCCCCACCCCAGGGUCCAUGCUGAUCCCCCCACCCCAGGGUCCAUGGUGACCUCCCACCCUAGGGUCCAUGCUGACCCCCACCCAGGGUCCAUGGUGACCCCCACCCCAGGUCCAUGGUCUAUGGUGAUCCCCACCCCAGGGUCCAUGGUGACCCCCACCCCAGGGUCCAUGCUGAUCCCCCACCCAGGUUCCAGGUCCAUGGUGAUCCCCACCAGGGUCCAUGGUCUCCACCCCAGGGUGGUGAUCCCCACCCCAGGUUCCAUGGUGUCCCCCACCCCAGGGUCCAUGGGUCCCAUGCUGACCCCCCACCCCAGGUUCCAUGGUGACCCCCCACCCCCAGGGUCUAUGGUGAUCCCCACCCCAGGGUCCAUGGUGACCCCCACCCCUAGGGGUGAUGCCCCACCCCCCAGGGUCCAUGGUGAUCCCCCACCCCCAGGGUCCAUGGUGACCCCCACCCCAGGGUCCAUGGUGAUCCCCCACCCCAGGGUCCAUGGGUCUAUGGUGACCCCCCACACCAGGGUCCAUGGUGACCCCCCACCCCCAGGGUCCAUGCUGACCCCCCACCCCAGGUUCCAUGGUGACCCCCCACCCCGGGGGACCAUGGUGAUCCCCACCCAGGGUCCAUGGUGA